This is a messenger RNA of Phalaenopsis equestris, 579 nucleotides long. RefSeq lists its product as uncharacterized. The annotation marks the transcript as partial. The transcript has 2 exons. Lineage: Eukaryota; Viridiplantae; Streptophyta; Magnoliopsida; Asparagales; Orchidaceae. The record is from RefSeq and is a predicted model, not a curated record.
UGCAUAUCAUACAACAUUGUUUAGUUUAUUCUCUUUUAUCUUUACAGUACGAUAUGCAUACUGAGGUGGGCAACAUACAAGGAGAACCCUUCAUGUCCCCAAUGCAAAAAUCCAUUUGAAUUCUUGAAGGUGCACCGUUCGCUCGAUGGCCGUAUUCAUGAAUACAUGUUUGAGGAGAGUAUCUGCCUUCUCCUUAGAGCUGCUUGGUUUGUUCCCCUCAUGGUGGAGGCUCAGGAUAGUGCGUGUGAAGAGGAAGAAGACCUGUUGCAGUACUAUUUUGAUGAGAAUGAUGAACACUAUGAUGAUGAUGAUGUUGAUGAUGAGCUGAGCGAAACUUAUUUAACAAGAGCUUCAUCGAGUAUUCGAAUCGGAAAUAGAAGGUGGGGAGAUAAUGGGUAUGUGAGAGCUGGUCGCAAGGAAGCAAGACCUCUUAACCAGCAAUCUUCCAAGGAUUAUGAAGCCAGCUCAUCACGUCGACCUAAAAAUAAAGAGGUUUUGAGCGAUGCGCCACCAGCUGGACGACGGGCGAAGAGAGCCCUCAAGAGAGAAGCUGCUGAUAAAGCGGCUGCUGCUAAGCAC